AUGCCGCAGACGCAGUUCGACAUCGACGUCCGUGGCACACAGGUCGCUAAUCACUGCAAGGAUCAUCCAAAUUUCCGUAUAUCAGCGGAAGCGAGGACACUGCUGGGGCAGUUUCCUACGGUUGACGCCGAUCGAUCGAGUAAGCGGAUCACGAGGUCGGCAAAGCUUGACGAGGAACGUUACCCCUCCGAUUGGGUUGUUGAUCCUCCGGCGGUGCGUCGGGUAUUGAAACAGUUGUGUGACGAAGCUCGACGUCGUCGCGAGAUCGAUACACCGGCUACGCCGGCGAAUCCUUCCUUGGCAGAGUCAGUGAGGCUACCAAUUAGAUUUGCCGACAGGCAGAUUUCAACCAAAUACGGAUCUCGCCUACGCUCCUUUUCGCAUCCGCAAACACGGGACGGCGACAUGCCAGUCACAUCGGCAGCGCCGACCGGUCCGGUAGGUACGGUGCUGUAA
Penicillium verrucosum is the source of this 456-nucleotide messenger RNA. RefSeq lists its product as uncharacterized. Bases 1 to 456 code for a protein of 151 amino acids. The transcript has a single exon. The record is from RefSeq and is a predicted model, not a curated record. Lineage: Eukaryota; Fungi; Ascomycota; Eurotiomycetes; Eurotiales; Aspergillaceae.